Messenger RNA from Arabis nemorensis, 2232 nucleotides. NCBI's taxonomy places the organism in Eukaryota, Viridiplantae, Streptophyta, Magnoliopsida, Brassicales, Brassicaceae. The record is from the annotation of a GenBank genome assembly.
AUGGCGACGACAUCUAAAACCAUUGAACGAAUGAAAACCGUAGAUGAAUCUGAUGUGGGCAUCUCCUGUUUCAUCUCCCAGCUCCCGGGUUUCCGCGGCAUUCUCAAACAAAGAUAUUCAGACUUUAUUGUUAAUGAAGUGGAUAUGGAGGGGAAUGUUGUUCGUUUGACAUCCUUGGACGUGUCUCCAGAGAUGGAUGUGAAGGAGGAAGAUAAAACGAAAAGUUCAGAUAAUGGACCCCAAAGCUAUGCUUCUGCAGUUGAGUCAUUCAGAUCGCUUUCCAGUGUCACUGAUGCAGAGCGUUUGGAAACUUUGAUUAAUCAAGUCACCACAGGAACUGAUGAUGAAAUCUCACCAAUUGUGCUUGAUCCAAGUUCUGACAAGUCCAAGAGAACGGCUAUCCACAACUUUGUUAAAGAAAAUUUAAAGUUCCUAGUGACCGACACUGUCGAUGGUCCUGAUCCUACUUCAAAAUGCAUCCGUGUGCGAGUGAAUUCAGGAGACCUUAAGAGCAGAGGGAAAAGAUCGAAAAAGAGGAAGGAAAGAGGCGAUAAGCCUUUUGAUAGCAGAGGUUCAGAGCAUUGGCCAGAGCAUGUUGGCAAGUUUGUCAAGUUCCAUNUUUACAAGGAGAACAAAGAUACACAAGAGGCCUUGGGAUUGAUCGGAAAGAUGCUAGGCGUUCAGCCAAAGUCCUUCGGAUUUUCUGGAACAAAAGAUAAGCGGUCAGUUUCAACUCAGCGUGUAACUGUGUUCAAACAGCAAGCUAGCAAAUUGGCUGCGCUUAACAAGAGACUGUUUGGGAUCAAAGUUGGUGACUUCUGCCAUGUCAAAGAGGGCCUUCUUCUUGGGCAGCUCAUGGGAAACAGAUUUACCAUCACAUUAAGAGGAGUGGUUGCGGAUUCUGAAGAAACUAUCAAAAAGUCUGCAGAAUCCUUGGGCAAAGAUGGCUUCAUCAACUACUUUGGCUUGCAGCGUUUUGGAAGUGGUUCAGUACCAACCCACCAUGUUGGAGCUGCACUAUUGAAAGGAGAGUGGAAAGAUGCCGAGCGCAGCAAUGCCUUUGUUUUUCUUGACUUUGAGCUUUUUCUACAAAGGAGUGAUGUAAAUGAGGCCCGGGAAUAUUACAAAGAAUCUGGCGACAUUGAUGGGGCUCUAAGGCAACUACCGCGAUACCUCGUUGCUGAAAGAGCCAUUCUGCAGUGUCUGAAGAAAUGUCCUGGGAACUACCUGCAGGCUCUGAAAGGCAUACCCAGAACUUUGAGAAUGAUGUAUGUACAUAGUUAUCAAAGCUACUUAUGGAACAAUGCAGCAAGUCUGCGCGUCCAAAAAUACGGGACCAACCAAGUUGUGUUGGGUGACUUAGUAAGUACAAAGGUAGAUGAUGCAAAAAGAAUUGUCGGCAGUUUGACUUCUGAGCACAAGGAAAACAACGAAGAGGCAUUGGAUUGUGACCAAUUAGAUGAUACUGCUGUUGUUGAUCUUCCAGGAGAAAGGAGUGACCUUGUUAAGGUUGUAGGUAUAGAGGAUAUGGAAGCUGGAACUUACUCGACCAGUGACAUCGUCCUCCCUCUACCUGGUUCCAGAAUCAUUUACCCGUCCAAUGACAUUGCUGAAAUUUUCCAUGAUUUGGCAAAGAAGGACGGUAUCAGCCUAACGGAGAGUAUUCACGGAGUAAAGGAAUUCUCAAUAACUAGCAUGACUGGUGGUUAUAGACGUGUUUUUCAGAAACCGAUCGACUUUGAAUGGGAAUUACUGACUUACACUGACGGCAAUAAACCACUGGCAGAAACGGAUCUGGACAGAAUAACAAUGGAAAAGCCUGUGGAUAAGGUUGGAUCUGCUGAAGAAAUUGAAGAACAAUCGACGAAAUCUGAUACUAUCGCACCUGAAUCGUGUGAAACCGAGUUGAAAGACCAAACAGACAGCAAAAAGGAUGGAAAAGACACUGGAAAUCCAGAUUCUGAGCAAACACAGUUGGCGCUCAAAAUGGCUCUUACUCUUCCAUCUUCUUGUUAUGCAACAAUGGCAAUCAGAGAGCUGUUAAAGACAUCAACUUCUGUAAGUACUAAAACUGCUAUAUCUCAGAAGAUUACUGAUUCUCUUGAAUUUGGUGCUAAAGUUUACAAAUUAAAGUCAAAACAUAUCUCUCAACAUUUUACACACUGCUUUUUAGGUUGCAUAUCACAAGACACUAAACUAGCGCUUAAUAUCCGCCCUGCUCGUUCUGGCUAG